AUGUUGUUUCACAAACUACUUUUACUUGGUAUAACAUGUCUACUUCAAGUAGUAUCGGCUGUCCGUUACAUCAAAUCAAGUUCACUUUUAACAUGUAUGGAUAAUUCCCAGUUUACAGCUUCAUACUUUGACAUUGUGUUCUAUCCAGGAAACAGAACAGUUUAUUUUGAUAUCAAUGCCAUUUCAUCAAUCGAUACUAAAGUUGGUGCUUAUAUCAACGUCAUUGCCUAUGGUUUAAAUGUCGUACAAAGGAAUAUUUCUCUUUGUGAUAUUGACUACACAUCUACUGGUUCAGAUACCAACCCGCUUUGUCCCUUAACUUCGGGGCAUUUGAAUCUUGAUUCACAUUAUGAAAUAGGUUCAUCUGUCACUAAUGAAAUUCCAGGAGUAGCAUACACUGUUCCUGAUGUUGAUGCAAGAGUAAGAGUAUUAAUUUACGAUUUGAAAUCUUAUAAAGAAUUGGCUUGUGUUGAGGCAAUCUUAUCUAAUGGUAAAACAGUGCAAACUAAAUAUGCUGGAUGGCCUAUUGCCGCAAUUUCAGGAUUGGGGGUUAUAACUUCCGGUGUUAUUUCAGUCAUUGGUCAUUCAAGUACUGCUGCCCACAUUGCAUCCAACUCAAUGUCACUUUUCGUUUAUUUCCAAUCAUUGGCAAUUAUGGCCAUGAUGGCUGUGGCUAGGGUUCCACCUAUCGCUGCCGCUUGGGCCCAAAACUUUAUGUGGUCUGUCGGUAUUAUCAAAAUCGGCUUUGUUCAAGAUAUUUCCAAUUGGUAUAUUCAAGCUACAGGGGGCACACCAACAGAUAUCUUGGGAGCUUCUUAUCUUUCCAUUUCGGUACAAAGAUUUGCCAAGAGAGCUAUGGAAUGGUAUGAAGGUAUGAAUAGCUACGACUUGAGUGGGUUGUCAUCAUCAUCGUCCGGUUCCUCAUUAGCAAAAAGAGCCAGUAUUUUGCUAGACUCGGAUACUUUUGGUACUGCUGAUAAUUUGGAUCCAGAUUUGUACUCAACUGAUGAAAAAGCUAGUGACUUAUCAGGGAAAAUCUUGGUGUUACGAGGUAUUCAACGUGUGGCGUAUUUGGCCAGUAUUGAAAUCACUGAUGUGUUUUUAACUGGUAUUUGUUUCUUGUUCUUUUUCGCUUUUGUCAUGGUGGUUUGUCUCAUGUUAUUCAAAGCUAUUAUCGAAAUUUUAACCAGGAGUAAAGUCAUGCAUGCUGAGAAAUUCAAUGAAUAUCGUCAUCAUUGGGGACACAUCAUUAAAGGUUCGCUUUAUCGUUUAUUGAUUAUUGCUUUCCCUCAAGUGUCAGUAUUGUGUAUUUGGGAAUUGACAACAAGAGAUUCUGCCGGAAGUGUUGUUGUUGCUGUGUUUUUGUUAAUCAUCACAUUGGUGUUGUUGAUACAAGCAGCAACAAGAGUAUUUCUUAUGGGUAGAAACUCGGCGCGAAACUUUAAAAACCCUGCGUACUUGUUAUUUGGAGAUGUCAAGUUUUUAAACAAGUUUGGAUUUUUGUAUGUCCAGUAUAGAGCUGAUUGUUUUUGGUUUAUUUGGGUUUCAUUAUUUUACAUUUUUAUCAAAUCAUUGUUGGUGGCAGUACUACAACAUCAUGGUAAACCACAAUCAGUAAUCAUUUGGGUGAUCGAAUUGAUUCACAUGGUUGUUCUUUGCUGGAUUCGUCCAUUUAUGGAUAAGAGAACCAAUGCAUUCAAUAUCACCAUUAGUGUCAUCAAUUUCAUUAAUGCAUUGUUUUUCAUGUUCUUUUCCAGUGUGUUUGGACAGCCAAAUGUUGUUUCAUCAGUGAUGGCGGUGGUUUACUUUGUGCUUAAUGCGGUAUUUGCCUUGUUUUUGUUGAUUUUCACCAUUGUCACUUGUUUGUUGGCCAUUUUCAGAAAGAACCCAGAUGCCAGAUAUCAACCAAUGCGCGACGAUCGUGUUUCCUUUUUGCCCAAAUCUGGUGGUAAAAAGGGUGUUGGUGCUGGUGGUGAUGAUGAUAUGGAGUUGAUGGCAUUGGGAGCAACAGCAAUGAAGGGACAUGAACAUGGUAAACGUGAUCCAUUAGCUUAUGACGAUGAAUCGUAUGAUGAAGAUUCAGUGUAUCAAAACACGAGGAAUUUGGAUGGUCAAGGAGGAGAGGUAACAACUAGUACUGGCUCGGGUUCAAAUGAAUAUAGUGGAUCAAAACGAGAUUCAAUCAGUUUUAUGGAACCAACACAACCAGGGUCAACUAUUGUGGGGAACCCUUACAACGCUUUGCCUACAAAUUACGCCAAUCGAAAUGGAAGCAGUAGUAAUGGCAGUGGUUUCAGUUAUGGACAAACUGGAGCUUAUCAAGGCAGCUCGUCAAGUCCACAGAAUCCAUAUUUCCAAAACACUGCUUAUAGCAACAAUCAAUAUUAUCAGCAAAGGAAUCCAAGUGGAAGUCGAACUGCUUUCAGGUAA
This is a messenger RNA of Lodderomyces parapsilosis, 2430 nucleotides long. RefSeq names its product flavin adenine dinucleotide transporter (gene FLC2). The transcript has a single exon. NCBI's taxonomy places the organism in Eukaryota, Fungi, Ascomycota, Pichiomycetes, Serinales, Debaryomycetaceae. Gene Ontology annotation, biological process: fungal-type cell wall biogenesis; transmembrane transport. The coding region runs from base 1 to 2430 and encodes 809 amino acids. The record is from RefSeq and is a predicted model, not a curated record.